This is a messenger RNA of Porites evermanni, 1197 nucleotides long. NCBI's taxonomy places the organism in Eukaryota, Metazoa, Cnidaria, Anthozoa, Scleractinia, Poritidae. The record is from the annotation of a GenBank genome assembly.
AUGUCGGGUGGGCUAGAAAUGUUCAUUUCCCACGCUAAGCCAGUGAUCGAAAGCCGAGCGAAAGAUCUUCAAGAAAUAAGCUUAAAGAUAUGGGAAAAACCCGAGUUGGGCUACGAAGAGCAUUUCGCCCAUGGAAUUUUGAGCGACUAUUUUACGGAGCAGGGCUUUGAUGUAACGAAACACUACACUUUGCCGACCGCGUUUAGAGCAGAGUUCGGUGACAAAGACUCAGGCCCAACAGUUGGUGUGCUUUGCGAAUACGACGCAUUGCCCGGAGUUGGUCACGGAUGCGGCCAUAACUUGAUCGCCAUUGCUGGUGUUGCUGUGGCCGUAGGGUUAAAGUCCGCUAUAGAAGCAGGUCUUAAGGCUAGAGUGGUGGCUAUGGGAACGCCUGCGGAGGAAGGAGGCGGGGGAAAAAUUGAAAUGAUCAACCACGGUUGCUUUAAAGACGUGGAUUUUUGCGUAAUGUUACACCCCGCCCCAUUUAAUGCUGCCUUUUAUGUCUCUCAAGCUCUUGAAAAAGUUAAAGUUGUCUACAAGGGGCAUGCUGCUCAUGCUGCAGCAUUCCCGUGGGAGGGUUGCAAUGCACUUGACGCUGCUGUCAUGGCUUACAGUUCCAUAAGCAUGCUGCGACAACAGAUGAAACCAACCUGGCGAGUUCAUGGUGUCAUCACUGAUGGUGGAGUAAAACCAAACAUCAUACCUGAACAGUCAAAACUAGACUUUUGGGUACGUACUGUUAAAAACAAAGAAUGUGCUGUUCUCAAGUCUAAGGUUCAUGCAUGCUUUGAGGCAGCUGCAAAGGCUACUAACUGUACAGUAGACGUUCAGUGGGAUAGUACUCCCCAUGCUGGGGUGCUAUCAAACACCAAACUUGCUCUACUGUAUCAGAAAUAUGCUGAAAGAAUGGGCAUGGUGUUUCCAUCACAAGCAGAACAAGAGAGUAUCGUAGAUGGAUCCACUGACUUUGGAAAUGUUUCUAUGAUAGUUCCUGGGUUGCAUCCAUUUUAUUGCAUAAAAAAAUCUGUUCCUUACCACUCACAUGCCUUCCGAGAGGUAUCAGGUACACAGGGUGCCCAUGAUCAAACCAUUGUUGCUGCUAAAGCCCUGUGCUUUGCAGCUAUUGAGGUCCUAAGUGAUUCCUCUUUACUGAUGCAAGUAAAAGAAGAGUUCUCUAAAACUGUUCAAGAUGCAUAG